Nelumbo nucifera (sacred lotus) is the source of this 603-nucleotide messenger RNA. The record is from RefSeq and is a predicted model, not a curated record. NCBI's taxonomy places the organism in Eukaryota, Viridiplantae, Streptophyta, Magnoliopsida, Proteales, Nelumbonaceae.
AUGGCCUUAACCGUCGUGGUGCUCCUCACCGCUCUCUUCUUCAUGGGUUUCUUCUCCAUCUACAUCCGCCGCUUCGCCGAAGAGAACACCCUCGAUCUCUCACGCCGCCGACGACAGCAGCGCAGGGCGGGGUCAGCCUCGUCGGCGUCCUGCCCCCGUGGUCUCGACCCAAAUACCGUUAAGUCUCUGCCGGUGUUCGCCUACGACGGGAGCGCCAAGGAGCCCGUCGACUGCGUCGUGUGUCUGAGCGAAUUCGACGAGGGGGAGGCCGUGAAGGUGAUUCCUUACUGUGGGCACGUGUUUCAUCCACAGUGCAUAGACAUUUGGCUGUCGGCUCAUGGGUCGUGUCCCCUCUGCCGCUCCACGCAGUUGUUCCCCAAGAACAGCGACGUCUCUGUGGAUAUAGCGGAGGAGGAGGAGCAGGCGGCGAAUGACAGAAGCGAUAACCAGUGUACUUGCUGCGAUCGUCAACAGGAGGAGAGAUCAUCAACGGCGGAGAGUAGAGUACAUAACCUUUUAGUGACGGGAUUUAUUCCUCACAAAUGGGCGUCUCACACGGACAUUCACCGUGUGUUGGAAACAUCUCCCGUGAAUAAUGACUAA